Molecule: messenger RNA, 1335 nt
Organism: Lepus europaeus (European hare)
Lineage: Eukaryota; Metazoa; Chordata; Mammalia; Lagomorpha; Leporidae
Gene: IGFBP2
Product: insulin like growth factor binding protein 2
Exons: 4
Coding region: 76-993 (305 amino acids)
Biological process (GO): regulation of insulin-like growth factor receptor signaling pathway
Cellular component (GO): extracellular region
Molecular function (GO): insulin-like growth factor II binding; insulin-like growth factor I binding
Source: RefSeq, a predicted model, not a curated record
GGAGCAGAGAAGCGGGCUUCCAGGACCGUGCCACCUGCCCGCUCGCUCGCCGCGGUCGCGAUCCCCACCGCCAACAUGUUGCCGAGACGGGGCGGCUCUGCACUGCCGCUGCUCCUGUCGCCGCCACCUCUGCUGCUGCUGCUGCUGCUGCUGCUGGGCACUGGCGGCGGCGGCUGCGGCCGCGGGGCGCGAGCCGAGGUGCUGUUCCGCUGCCCGCCCUGCACGCCCGAGCGCCUGGCCGCCUGCGGGCCCCCGCCGACCGAGCCCUGCGCCGAGCUCGUCCGGGAGCCCGGCUGCGGCUGCUGCUCGGUGUGCGCCCGAAUCGAGGGCGAGCCGUGCGGCGUCUACGCUCCGCGCUGCGCCCACGGGCUGCGCUGCUAUCCCAAACCCGACACCGAGCUGCCGCUUCAGGCGCUGGUCCAAGGCCAGGCCACUUGCGGAAAGUUGCAGGAAGCCAGGACCCAGCAGGUUGCAGACAAUGCUGAUGUCUUCCUUGAAGGCACUGUGGUCGAGAACAUGGACGGGACCGUGAAUGUGGGAGUUGGGGGCAGUGCGGGCCGGAUGCCCCCCAGGACAAGCAUGAAGGAGAUGGCCGUGUUACGAGAGAAGAUGGCCGAGCAGCAACGACAACUGAGCAAAGGUGGCAACCACCACCUUGGUCUGGAGGAUCCCAGGAAGCUGUGGCCACUGUCUAUUAGGACCCAGUGCCAGCAGGAAUUGGACCAAGUUCUGGAGCGGAUCUCCACCAUGCGCCUUUCUGAUAAUCGGGGUCCCCUGGAGAAUCUCUACGCCUUGCAAAUCCCCAACUGUGACAAGCAUGGCCUGUACAACCUCAAACAGUGCAAGAUGUCUAUGAACGGGCAGCGUGGCGAGUGCUGGUGUGUGAACCCCAAUACCGGGAAGGUGAUCGAGGGAGCCCCCACCGUCCGUGGAGACCCCCAGUGCCAUCUCUUCUACAAGGAACAAGAGGAGGCUCCCGCAGUGGAUGCCUAGCGGAUGCAGCAAUGCACAGCCAGCCGGUGCCUGGCACCCUCCUCCCCCACCCUCUCUCCAAACCCUGGCAGACAGCAGAGAGGGCCUGGGUGGUGGGAGUAGAGGAUUUUCCAGAAGCUUUGACAUAUGUAUUUAUAUUUGGAAAGUGACCAGCACCGCGCUCGGCACACCCCCUGCCCCCUCCCCUGCUGGAGAUGCCUACCCCCUCCCCUCCCGCUUCCCCCUGGGGAGGAAGCGGGGUGUGGUUGAGGGAGUGGGGGUACAGGUUUGGGAGGGGGGAAAGAAAUUUUUAUUUUUGAACCCCUGUGUCUCUUUUGCUUAAGAUUAAAGAAGAAAAUUCAA